Molecule: messenger RNA, 1080 nt
Organism: Exophiala mesophila
Lineage: Eukaryota; Fungi; Ascomycota; Eurotiomycetes; Chaetothyriales; Herpotrichiellaceae
Exons: 3
Coding region: 82-447 (121 amino acids)
Biological process (GO): protein folding
Cellular component (GO): prefoldin complex; cytoplasm
Molecular function (GO): protein folding chaperone
Source: RefSeq, a predicted model, not a curated record
AUUGCUUCUACGGUUGCUUCUACAAAUCAUUCCACGACGUUACUAUUUACCCAACUUGUCUCUCGUGGUAUACACACUCAGAUGGCUAUUCCAAAUGCCGCGUUGCAGAAGCUGCUGCAAGAGGUCGAAACGCAGGCAAUCCUUUCGCAACAGAAGAUUACCCAGACCCAGGCAGAACUCAAUGCCAAACGCCGUGAUGCUCGUUUGAACCACCUGACGUCUACUGAAAUCAAGGCCCUGGCAAAGGACACAAACGUCUAUGAGGGCGUUGGCAAGAUGUUUGUCGCCGUGCCUAUUACCACCCUGACCCAGCGCCUUGCCUCGGAGUCGUCUUCAUUGUCCAAGGAAAUGUCCGACCUGGAAAAGAAGUUACAUUAUCAAGAGACGACCUACAAGAACAGCCGGCAACACAUCGAAAAGAUCCUUCAAACAAGUGGUCGCUCAUGAAUGGCAAUCUGACCGAGACAGUAUUUGCUCAAUCAAAUCGCAAGACUGUCUGACAUCGAAAACCUUGUCGCACAAAGCCUGAAAGCUGGGUAUCUGAGUAACCACGGGAAAUGCUUUCCGCGAGACCCUACUCCGUUCGCGUUCGGGUCCUGGAUGCACGAUCGACUGGGUGUGGCCACUAGGACACAACUGAACACGUGGAGCCACGAUUUGAACGUCUGAAAUGAACAGAUGGAUAUUGUAGCACUUGAUACGAAGACUUCCUCGAAUUCUGCGAUUCAAUACUGCAGUAUCUUGAGUGACCUGGGUACGUAUCAGUUAGCGACAAGAAAAAAAUUCACCCGGUCGCUACAAAGGAAUGGGCCCCUUAGAACCCUGAUGAGCCACGAGGUAUGCCAUGGAAAGGGGCAGGAGGUCCGUCCCGGGUGAGACUCUGUGUUUGUGAGACUAGGCCGGUCUUUGGCAAAAUGAUUUGGACCCUAGAGGUCAUACAAACCUGCUGUUGUGUUUGCCUCUCAAUAUUAGUCCAGAUGAAGAUGACGGGAACGCGAAGAAUCAUUAAUGACGCAUUCAUGCAAGAGGCCCCUCGGCCGUGCGAAUCGAUUUUAGGCGCACCCAUACCGCAACUGUGGC